CAGCUGUUGCCUGGGAUCACGUGAGUGUGACGUCACCACUAGUACACCCGAAGCAGGCAGAGAUACCCCAUUGAAACUGAAUCAUAUCAAGGCAUGAGUCUCGUGAUAUCCGCUUGAGGGCGCUGUACUCACUGACAGUCGGAUCACCUCGGCCUUCUCACAUUCAAGAGGGUGGUGUUUCGCAAUCAGGACUGGUUCAGCUGCAGCGUGUUUUCCCAAAACAACAAUCACGUCACAGAUUGCUCAAGGGGAGAGAACCAAUGACAUCACUGCCCCGAAACCAGGUCACUUGGCUGCAGGUAUACCAACCAAGUGUCACUGAAAUACCGCGUUCUUAUCAUCUCGCGAGAAUCACGUGACUCGGGAGUGUCGCGAUUUUAUCACCGCAACGGGGAGAUUAUUGAAAUGUACUUUAACAUCGUGUUCACGACCUCUGCAUUCAUAUAGCGUUGUCUACCACAAAGAGGACCGGUGUAAGGCAGAUCAAGUUCAACAUGGUCUUCUUUCGGCAGCUCCGGCUGCUUAUGUGGAAGAAUUACCUUCUACAACGUAAAAAGAUUUGUGUGACAGUCUUUGAAAUUCUUUUACCUCUUCUGUUUGGAGUGAUAUUCUUCAGCAUGAGAUUUCUGGUAGCGACCUCACCUCAAUCAGCGGAAGUGUAUUACCCCAGAGAGGUGACAAGGCAACUGAACAAUUAUUAUGGCUAUGAUGAGGUUCUGUUCACACCCAACAAUACCCUCAUCAAUGGACUGAUUACAGAUAUCAACGAAACCGUUAACAGCAAAUCGCCAAGAUUAAGUUAUUAUUCAAACACACUUACGUUGAAAGGAUUUUCAUCGAGGAAAGAUAUGCUGGACUACUUCAGAUACAAUUCUGAUCAAGUCGGCUUUGCUGUUGAAUUUGAAAACGUUGGACUGUCAGACACCGACAUGCCCAAGAAACUGCGGUACGCCAUUCGUCCAAAAGGUGACCGAUAUCAAGGUUGGCACACCACUGAAACGACUCCUUUUGUGGCUACUUCGGGUCCAAGAUCCACGUACGAUCCAGACUAUAGCGACUUUAUGAAACUGCAGCGCAUUUUUAACGAAGCCAUCAUCAAACAUUUCAACCCGAACUCAAAUGCUACACUGCAGAACCUGGAUGUACAAAUGCUCCGAAUGCCAUACCCGCCUUACGUAACAGACGCCAUGAUUCUGCUGCUGCAGUACAUGUUUCCUGUGUUACUGAUGCUGAGCUUCAUCCUGAUGGCCAUCCAGACAACAAAGGGAGUUGUCUACGAGAAGGAAAGAAAACUGAAAGAAUCCAUGAAGCUGAUGGGUCUGAGCGCUGCAGCUCACUGGACGUCUUGGUUCCUGACCAGCUUUAUAUACCUGUUGGUAAUUAUGGCCCUGUACGCUCUGCUUUGCGGAGUUAACGCAAGUGGAAAUGGGGCAGCUCUGGCCAAAUCAGAUCCCUCCCUGUUCUUUGUGUUCCUCCUCUGUUACGGCGUCUCCAUCAUCUCCUACUGCUUCAUGAUCAGCGUCUUCACUCAAAGAGCAAACAUUGGAGCAGCUAUCAGCGGGAUCGCGUUCUUCCUAUCCUACUGCCCGUACUUCUACCUAGCUAUCAUAUACCAAAACAUGUCGAGGUCAGCCAAACUGGCUUCCUGUCUCCUGUUCAAUGUAGGAAUGGCGUUUGGUGCAAAUGUCAUAUCACUCUAUGAAGGAGCAGGUUCUGGUGUGCAGUGGUCAAAUUUCCAUGAGCCCGCUACUGUGGAUGACAACUUUUCCUUGCUGGACGCCAUGUUGAUGUUGCUAGGCGACACAGCAAUCCACCUCCUCAUCACCUGGUAUCUGGACAAUGUCUGGCCAGGGGAGUUUGGUGUUCCGAAACCAUUCUACUUCCCUUUUACUGGCUCCUAUUGGUGUGGGACUAAGCAGACCAAUGCUGAUUAUUCAAGUAGUCAGAACUUGGAUGUGAAGCAUUUUGAGACGGAACCAAGAGGCAUGGAGACUGGAAUAUCCGUCCAAAAUCUCAAAAAGGUUUUCGGCUCUGGAUCUAAGAAGAAGGUAGCUGUGGAUGGGAUGAAUUUCAACAUGUACGAGGGUCAGAUCUCUGUUCUCCUGGGUCACAACGGCGCUGGGAAAACUACAACCAUGUCUGUUCUUACAGGUUUCAUUCCUUCGUCUGGAGGCACCGCCAUUGUGAACGGCUACGACAUCAACAACGACAUCCAGAGUGUCCGGCAGAGUCUAGGUCUUUGUCCUCAACACAACAUCCUGUUUGACAGUUUGUCCGUCCAGGAACAUCUGGAGUUCUUUGCCUGUUUGAAAGGUUGUCCGAGCAAGAAUAUUCAAUCUGAAGUGACCACUAUGAUAAAUGAAGUUGGCUUGAGUAUGAAGAGAUUCACAGAGUCUCAGCAUCUAUCUGGAGGACAGAAGAGGAAGCUUUCUGUUGGCAUUGCUUUGAUUGGAGGAUCCAAGAUCGUUAUCCUGGAUGAGCCGACUUCCGGUAUGGAUCCUGCAGCCAGAAGACAGACAUGGGACAUCCUUCAGAGGAACAAGCAGGGCCGGACCAUGUUGCUGACCACUCACUUCAUGGACGAGGCUGACCUCCUGGGUGACCGCAUCGCCAUCAUGACAGAAGGGGUGGUCAAGUGUUGUGGGACAUCCUACUUCCUGAAGAAACUCUACGGGGCUGGCUACCACCUGGUGAUGGUGAAGGAACCCACCUGUCAGGUGGCGUCAGUGACGGCAGUGGUCCAGCAACACGUCCAUACAGCUGUCAUUGAGAGUGAGAUCAAUGCUGAACUCUCCUACCUGCUGCCUGAUGACCAGUCAGCCAAUUUUGCUGCUCUCUUCAAUGAGAUUGAGAUCCAGAGGGGGAAGCUUGGCAUAUCUAGCUUUGGCGCAAGUGCAACAACCAUGGAGGAAGUGUUUCUUAAAGCGGGUGAGGAGGAACAAGAAGAGUGUGGAAAUGCCAAUGAAGAUUACCCUACAGGAUCAAGAAACAAUUUGAUAUCAACCGGAAUAAAUGGUUGGAGCAAUGGAAAUUAUGAACUGAGAGACAGAGGCACGGCUGAUAUAUUAGCAUUCAAUCAGGGCUUCGCAAAAACCAGCGGGAUACUGCUGGAGUUAUCCCGCUUCAGAGGAAUGUUUGUAAAGAAGGCUCUUCACACAUGGAGGAACAAGACCAUCACCAUUGUCCAGCUUCUGUUGCCGGUUAUUUUCACCAUUGCAGCCCUGGCUAUCAGCAAGGUAGAUCCCGGAAAAGUUGUCGAGGUUCCAUUGACUUUAGACUUGGCACCAUUCAAAGGCACCGAAGUCCCAUAUCUUUAUGGCCCAAACCAAACCGGUUCUUCUGACAACCUGACACAAGCAUUUGCACAGGCAUACCGUGAUCAAUUCGAUAGUUCUCAAAAUAAACCUGAGAUGAUAAAUUUGUCAAAACAUAAUGUGACAAGCUAUUUCUUAUCAAGAGCAGAAGAACUUGGAAUCGGAGGAUAUAACCAAAAAGUUAUCAUUGGAGCACAGUUCAAAUCUAGCAGAGAAGCAAUCAGUCUUUUUAAUGGACAGCCUUACCACAGCCAGCCGAUAGCUUUGUCUUUCAUGAUGAAUGCAAUCCUCAAACAUUUUACAUCUCAAGAUCACUCUAUUACCACAAUCAACAGCCCACUUCCCCUUGACAAUAAAGACACAUCAGAAACAACACUUGGGGCAGUAUCUGCACUUGGCUUUUCUGUGGCCUUUUGUCUUAUCUUCGGCAUGGCCUUCCUAACUUCUUCCUUCGAGUACUUCCUCAUCAAAGAAAGACUGGUGGGCGCCAAACAUCUCCAGACUGUCAGUGGGGUUGGACCGUUUGUCUUCUGGUUGUCCAACCUGGCCUGGGACUACAUCAACUACCUGAUUCCAUCCUUCUUGCUGUUGAUUGUGUUUGCAGGAUAUCAGACACCAGCAUAUACCGAAGAUGGGAGAUUGGGCAUCGUGUUCCUCGUCCUGCUGGUGUAUGGUUUGGCAGUUCUCCCAUUCAUGUAUGCACUUCAGUAUAUGUUCAAGUCUCCUCCUACCGGGAUGGUUGUCAUCGUCAUCUUAAAUAUCAUCACAGGUUUGGCAACACUUUUGACAGCAUUCAUGCUGGUCAUAUUGGGAAAGAAAGCGGAAGCAAAUAUCACUGACUGGGUGUUUCUACUGAUAUUCCCUCACUACAACUUUGGCAAGUCCUACAUGGAUAUGUACAGUAAUUAUUUGUACCUGGAUACCUGCACAAAGAAAAACUACACUUCCCUGUGUGUAACAUCGCCAAGUGAUCCAUGUUGUAUACACAAUGGAACGUGCGGUGACACCUGCUAUCAAUUUAAUGAAAAUUUCUUGGCCUGGGACUCUCCCGGAGUCGGAAGAUAUGUUCUGUUCAUGCUGUUCCAGGCUGUGGUAUACAUGUCUGUGACACUUAUUAUUGAGUACCAAAUACCACAGAGAAUCUGGUACGCCUUCAGACCACAGGAAACAGAAAAACCACUGCCUGGUGCAACACCAUUCAGCGCCAUGCAACAGGUUCCAGAGGAUGGAGAUGUUCUCAAUGAAAGGCAACGUAUUGAUCAGCUUCCCAUUGGGAGCAGGAACUCAGAUGCACUGGUCCUAAAGGAUCUUUACAAACGCUACGGGAACUUCGUUGCUGUUGAUAAUCUGAGUGUGGGUAUACCAGAGAAGGAGUGUUUUGGUCUCCUUGGACAAAACGGAGCAGGAAAAACAACAACUUUCAAAAUGAUUACUGGAGAUGUGAUGCUGACACAUGGCAAUGUUUUCUUGCAGUCUUUCGACAUCAAGAAUCACACCCAGAAGGUGCAGGAGAACAUGGGCUACUGUCCCCAGUUCGAUGCCCUGAUUGACCAGAUGACCGGCCGAGAGACUCUCACCAUGUACGCCAGACUCAAGGGAGUGCCGGAGAACUGCAUCAAAAGGACAUGUAACAACCUGCUGGAUAUCAUGAUGCUCAGACAAUAUUCAGACAAACCAACAUCCGAAUACAGUGGCGGCAACAAGCGUAAGCUGAGCACCGCCAUCGCUCUGAUAGGAGACCCGGCCUUCAUCAUGCUGGAUGAGCCGUCCACGGGGAUGGACCCCAAGGCCAGGAGGCAGCUCUGGAACGUCCUGUCUCAAGUACGAGAACGUGGAAGGACACUCGUUCUCACGUCUCACAGCAUGGAAGAAUGUGAUGCUCUGUGUACAAGAAUUGCCAUCAUGGUGAAUGGAAGAUUUGUCUGUCUUGGAACACCACAACAUUUGAAGACCAAAUAUGGCCAGGGCUACACGCUGAUAGCCAGGAUGAAAACAGUUGAAACCCAGCCAGGAGUUUCAGAAGAAAGUGCUCCCGCUUCAACGGAACCUCUGGUGAACUUCAUCACAUCAACCUAUCCUGCAACCAAGGUGUUCGACGACCAUCAGGGCUAUGUUCACUUCCAAGUUCCUUACAACUCUGUCAGUCUCGCUCAGAUCUUCACCGUGAUGGAACAGUCCAAGGUGCAGUUCUCUGUCGAGGACUAUUCAGUUCACCAAACAACCCUCGAACAAGUUUUCCUCUCAUUUACACGUUCACAGAUCCUACCAAAGGAGGAUAAAACAAGCCUUUGCAAGAGGAUUUGCUGCUGUUGCUGAAGGAUUUCAGAAUAUAUGUACAUUAGAGUUGUAAUAGGCUUGGUUCUGACCAACUACAGACGUCCAAUGACAUCUGAGUUCCGUUAAUGUGUGAUGUAGGAACAAGAUGUUAAAUCAACCUUUUGGGACUUCGCGUUAUGUACUUUUAUUUAAUAAUAUGUAUUUGGGUUGACUUGCUCGCUGCUCAAAACUCAGUGACCAAUUCAUCAAUCGGGCAUAAAGCUUAUUGGGAAAUAACAGAGACAAACUGAGCAAUAAUAAUAGUUUAUUACAAGAAGGUGGUGGACAAAUAACAAAAAAACCCAACAACUUGUAAAUGCCACAAUUCUCUAACUCACAUACCCGUUCAGUCCUUCGGGUACAUGAAUCCCUUAAACUUCUCUUUUAAAAACCACUCAAACCAACCCAUCUUAACCGAAGAUUACCCCUGAAGAACAGCCUAAUCCUAUUUCGUUUUCCCCCAACCCGCCCUAACGCAAGAAUAAGAUAACUUAACACCCCUGUAUAGCGCCUACCAUCCUGCUGUAUAAUGGGGAUGGCAUGAUCCUGAAACACGACCUCGGGACAUUAUUACUACUAGCAGACAACUGAAUCCAGAAAGCCAGGCCACUUAUAUAGCGCUCUAGGACGACCUUUGACAUGAGUUUAUCUACUGACAACGGACGUCUCCGCCAAGCAGCGCCUACCCAACAUAUUUAGCACGACCCACGUGGCCUACCCAAUCUAUCUAGCACUACGAUGAACAGUAGCCCGGAAAAAAGUAGUCCCUUAAUUACAGCAAGUGAAACAAUGUGCUACAAGAAUCUACGGUAAGCAAUUAAUCUGUCAAUGGUCAUCACUGUCUAAAUAUCCCUAUAUGAACCCCCUGCCCCUACAUGUACUUACAUUACAAUUUAGCCCAGUUUUUCUACAGAGUGAAUAGCAUGAUCCAUAAAAUGGAAAAGUAAUAUAUUUGAUAUGCCCGGUAGAGAUAUAUAGCCAUGUAAUGUCUCAGUAGUCCAGAACUUGGCAAUGUUAUGGACAUAUGGUCAUUACAGAGAUGCUACCUUAACACUCCAGGAGCCUGUGAUGUAGACAUAUCAUCAUUCCAGAGAUGCUACCUUAACACUCCAGGAGCCUGUGAUGUAUACAACUCGUCAUUCCCUAGAUCCUGCCUUAACAUUACAGGGUCAUGUGACGUAGACAUAUCGUCAUUCCAGAGAUGCUGCCUUAACAUUACAGGAGCGUGUGACGUAGACAUAUCGUCAUUCCAGAGAUGCUGCCUUAACAUUCCAUGUGCAUGUGACGUAGACAUAUCGUCAUUCCAGAGAUGCUGCCUUAACAUUCCAGGGUCAUGUGACCUAGACAUAUCGUCAUUCCAAAGAUGCUGUUUUACUUAAAUGAAUACAAGCCUACCGCACUAACUGACAACACAUUGUGUUUAGUGUAAAUCCGUGCCAGCUUACGAGGAACAGCCAUCCUGCUGUCAUGGCUGGACAUCAACUGGUCUUUACUUCAAUAGUCUAGCCUUGCAUAGUCUACUUUCUACACGUAUAUCUAUUCUAUUUAUAUUUCUGUAUAUGUAUAAAUAUUUCUGUAUU
Haliotis rubra (blacklip abalone) is the source of this 7210-nucleotide messenger RNA. RefSeq names its product phospholipid-transporting ATPase ABCA3-like. Lineage: Eukaryota; Metazoa; Mollusca; Gastropoda; Lepetellida; Haliotidae. Gene Ontology annotation, molecular function: ATP hydrolysis activity; ABC-type transporter activity; lipid carrier activity. Gene Ontology annotation, biological process: transmembrane transport; lipid transport. Gene Ontology annotation, cellular component: membrane; intracellular membrane-bounded organelle. The record is from RefSeq and is a predicted model, not a curated record.